UGAAAAGCAGUUGCAGGAUCACAGGACCCUGUGGCUGGGCUCUCUCUGGACCUCAUACAGACUGGCAGCAUUUGACUUACCGUUAUUUGGUAGACUUACUCUUACAAACAGUUAUAUGACAGUUAAAUCAACUUCAAACUAUUCUGAUCCAGAGUCUUUCUCGUCUCAUUCAUCAUCGUCAUGGCAGAGUCUGGUUUCCCUUUGCCGCCAGAGGCUUACUGUCCACUGUGCGUGGACACAAUGAGAGAUCCGGUCACCAUCCCCUGUGGUGACACCUACUGCCUGGAGUGCAUCAAGAUCUACUGGGACCAGUUUGACCACAUGGGUGUGUACAGCUGCCCACAAUGCCGCGCAACCUUCACGCCACGGCCUGUGCUGAGACGUAACCUGCCCGACGUAAACCACGAGCCUCGGCGCCAGCUGCCGGAGCUCACCCCUUUCCCUUACAUGCAUCGUGAAUCCUUCUGCGAUUUCUGCGUCGGCCGUCGCAACAAGGCUGUCAAGUCGUGCCUCAUGUGCUUGGCUUACUACUGUGAAACGCACGUCAAGCCUCAUUAUGAGUCGUCUACUUUCAAAAGACACAAGCUGGUGGAUGAGACGGGCCACCUGGACAGGAAGAUCUGCCCCCAGCAUGAGAAAGGGCUGGAGCUGUUCUGUCGCUCGGACCAGAUGUGUAUCUGUGUCCUGUGUACAGUCAGAGAGCACCGCAGCCACAACAUUACCUCAGCAGAAGAAGAGCGCAUCGAGAAACAAAAAGUCCUGGUGGUCACCCAGUCUGAAGUCCAGCACAUUAUUCAAGAGAGGAUGAAAGAGCUGCAGGAGCUCAAGCAUAAUGUGGAUGUUCUCAAAAGUUGUGCCCAGCGAGCACAGGCAGAAAGUGAUAAGACCUUCCACGAAAUGCUCCAGGCAGUGGAGCGCUGGAAGGCUGAAAUCAAUCAGAUGAUAAUGGCCAACAUGCAGGCGGCGAUGUCACAGGCCGAAGGCUACGUGGACCGUCUGGAGCAGGAGAUACUGGAGCUACAGCGCAGAGACGCCGAGCUACGGCAGAUCCUCGAAACAGAGGACAACAUUCACUUUCUGCAGAAUUUUCCAACCCUGUGUGUUCCUCCUGAGGCCAUGGUACCCAAAGUGCUCAUCAACCCUCAGUUCUCCUUUGGAGAGAUGAGCAAGACAGCCACAGAGAUGAAAGAACAUCUGGAUGACAUCUGUAAGAAGGAACUGAGCAAAAUCUCUAAGACAGUUAGUGAAACCCCCGUGUACAUACUUUUGCCAAGAAAUGGAGACAAACGACUCAAAGUUCCUUCCAGAGUAGAUUUUCAGGAGCCAAAGACAAGAACAGACUUCCUGAGAUAUGCCUGUAAGAUGUCCUUUGAUCCAAACACUGUCUAUAAAGAGCUGGUUUUGUCGGACGGAAACCAGCGAGUCACCCGAAAGAAAACAGUCCAGUUUUACCCGGAUCACCCAGAACGCUUUGAUGGCUUCUCUCAGGUGCUGUGCAAGGAGCCUCUGACUGGUUUUAGAUUUUACUGGGAGGCGGAGUGGAGCGGGGAGUUCUCCAUCGGGGUGGCCUACAAGAGCAUCAGUCGCAAAGGGAAGAAUUCAUACAGCCUGCUGGGCUACAAUGAUAAGUCUUGGAGUCUCCUCUGCUCAGACUCAGGCUACUCUGCCUGGCACAACAAAGCAGACCGAGACCUUCCUGGUGCUCCCCGGGCUACACGAAUUGGUGUGUACCUGGACUAUGCAGGCAACACUGUGGCCUUUUACUCAGUAUCAGAGACUAUGGAGCUUAUUCACAGUUUCAAAGCUCAGUUUAGUGAGCCUUUGUUUGCUGGUUUUGGUGUGGGCUCCUCAGUUACCCUCUGCCAACUGAAGCAGAAUCCUGUACCUUACUAAACCCUCGUAGCAAAUAUGAUACAAAUGGCUUUAUAGGGUUAAACAAUCAGGACACACUUACUUCCUGUUCUCAAUAUUUACUCAAUUCUGUUGACCAACAGACCAGAACAUAGAGCAGGAAUUCCUUUUAAAAUCAACAUCGUCUGUCAUACAGAUACUCUGGUGGUUUUGUGGGGCCUUACUGAUGCUCUCCAUUUGAGCUACCUUAAGAAGCUAAGAGGUUCCGACUUAUUAACUCCAGGUAACUGGGCGAGGAUAGUUUCUUUUCCACCAGCUUUCACUUCUUGUGUAUUUCACAAUAUAUUUUGUUUUGUUUUGUUUUGUUUUUCGUCUGUCCUCCUGAAAGGGUGAAACAUGAUACAGGGGUUUCUGGUCUCUAUUCUAAGAUAAAUGGAUAUAUAUUACUAUAAUGGAAUAGAAAACAAUAAUUACUGUUAAUUGUGACUAAUUGUAUCUAAUUUUGCUCUUGUUUUUGUUUGUUUAAUUGUUUUUGUUUUUUAUACUGAAUACUGGACCACUGACAUUCUGCUGAUUUCCUUUGUUUCAGAGAUGAGAGAGUUCAGAUCACUGACAGUUUCAUACAGUGGGUUUGACUUGGAAAAACUUUCCGUACUGUACAAUCCAAACCUAAAAACCUAAAC
This is a messenger RNA of Toxotes jaculatrix (banded archerfish), 2534 nucleotides long. RefSeq names its product finTRIM family, member 84 (gene ftr84). NCBI's taxonomy places the organism in Eukaryota, Metazoa, Chordata, Actinopteri, Toxotidae. The record is from RefSeq and is a predicted model, not a curated record. Bases 181 to 1893 code for a protein of 570 amino acids. The transcript is spliced from 7 exons. Gene Ontology annotation, molecular function: protein binding; zinc ion binding.